Saccostrea cuccullata (small rock oyster) is the source of this 816-nucleotide messenger RNA. RefSeq lists its product as uncharacterized. NCBI's taxonomy places the organism in Eukaryota, Metazoa, Mollusca, Bivalvia, Ostreida, Ostreidae. The coding region runs from base 322 to 729 and encodes 135 amino acids. The transcript has 3 exons. The record is from RefSeq and is a predicted model, not a curated record.
GUAAAUACAUGUAUAUACAAUUUGAAAUCAUUUGUUGCUUGGAUGAAUUGUUCUAGAACAACACGGAAGUUACUGGAUCGAUAGGACAUGUAUAUGGUUCAACGGAAUGGAAUUUAAAUCUACAAACCUUUGAAAGAGAAAGUAAGACCACGGUUAUAAAUUGAAAUGAAAUUUACAAUUUUGUUUUGCGUUUGUAGGAUAACAGAUAGAAAAGGAUACGCGAAGAAUGUUAACAAAUGUUCAACGAAAGAACUUCGUUAUUUCAUGGUACUACAUCAUGAGCUUUUAAAAAAGUAAAAAUUUGUUGAGAAAUAUCAGGAAAUGAAUUCGUUUCGUCUGACAGCAUUAUUGAUAUUUCAAGGAGUUAUUUUAAUUCAAGGAAUAAUCAGAAAUGAAGAAGAAUUAGAAAAAGGGACCUGUCAUUUAAAAGAACUGCGGGUUGAGGUGUAUCUGGAAUGUCAAGUGAAGAACGUUCAGAUCAAUAUUGUGUCAAAGCUGUCUCAAAACAACUUGGCACAUUGCCAAGACGACAGAGGAGAACUAUUAUGCUAUCCUAGUGAAAACAGUUUCUAUAAUGAAAGCAGUGGACUUUUAGUAUUUAUUACACAGUUUAAUCACACUCACCACGCCGGCUAUAGACUGUGGAUUAAUGCAACAUGUCAAAAUCACACCAAAACGAGGGAGAACGUUCUACUAAAACCAUGUGAGGAUGCUUUCCCUCUAGUUUAAUCAAGUUGUUCUUGAGAAGCAGAUUUUUCCUAUGUAUUCCUAAGAUAAACUUUGAUAUCCUAUUUUGGCCCAACCCUAUCUUUGAAG